Messenger RNA from Purpureocillium lilacinum, 1812 nucleotides. RefSeq lists its product as uncharacterized. The record is from RefSeq and is a predicted model, not a curated record. Gene Ontology annotation, molecular function: transmembrane transporter activity. Gene Ontology annotation, biological process: transmembrane transport. NCBI's taxonomy places the organism in Eukaryota, Fungi, Ascomycota, Sordariomycetes, Hypocreales, Ophiocordycipitaceae. Gene Ontology annotation, cellular component: membrane.
AUGGACCGGACCGGCGAUGUCCACGCUGCUCAAGACGUCAAGGACGAGGUCUUGAGCCACGUCGAAGACACGGGCAACGACUAUGCCCGCAACGUCAAUGCCAAGAUUUGGAACCCGCUCAUGGGCAUCUCCAAGGACAACUUGAGGUCCCAAGUCAAUGCAUUCUGCGGCGAAUAUGGCUUCACCGACAAGCAGGAUAUCUUUUUCCGCGGCGCCUUGGCUGCGCAAAACCCGCACCCAGACACAAUCGCCUCCAUUCCAGAGUUCACCGAUGAUGACCGCUACUGGCUGCAGCGCGAGAUCACGCACCGGUGGCACCUGCCUAGGGCACUCUACUUCACCGUCGCCCUCUGCUCCUUGGGCUCGGCCAUCCAGGGCUGGGACAACACGGGAGCCAACGGCGCCAAUCUCUCGUUCCCGCAAGAGUUUGGCAUCGAGCAUAACGGCUGGCUGAUUGGCGUCAUCAAUUCGGGUCCUACCCUCUUCGGUCUUUUGAGCGCGUGGGCCGCCGAUCCCGUAAACAACCUCCUCGGCCGCCGCGGCACCGUCUUUGUUACGGGUCUCUUCUGCAUCUUCCCCGUCCUCGCCCAAGCCUUCACCCAGAACUGGCAAGGCCUUCUCAUCUGCCGCCUAUUCAUGGGAUUAGGGAUGGGCAUCAAAAUUUCGACCAUACCCGUGUUCUCGGCCGAGGUGGCCCCUGCGAGCAUUCGUGGGGGCCUCGUGACAAGCUUCCAAAUGUGGGUGUCGUUCGGGAUGUUUGUUGGCUAUUGCUUCAACCUGGCGUUCUUCCGCGUUGGCCGCUUGGCCUGGCGCUUCCAGCUGGCUGCUGCCUUUGCUCCGGCUAUCCCUGUCUGCAUCUUUGUCUGGUUCUGCCCAGAGUCUCCACGCUGGCUCAUGAAGAAGGGCCGGUACCCUGAGUCGUUUAAAGCCUUCUGCCGCCUGCGCAACACCGAGAUGCAAGCGGCCAGAGACUUGUAUUACGCCCACUGCCAAGUCAUGGAGGAGCGCGACGCCUUUGCCGGCGUGAGCUUCUUUCACCGUGCGUGGGAGCUCUUUACGGUCCCUCGCCUGCGCCGUGCUGUCGUCGCCAGCUCCUGGAUUGUCAUCAGCCAGCAGUUCUCUGGUAUCAACAUCAUGGCUUUUUAUAGCUCCACAAUCUUCGCAGAGGCUGGCUACUCGACGCUCAACUGCCUGCUCGCCUCCAUGGGCUUCGGCAUCGUGCUCUUCGUCUUUGCUUUCCCGGCCGUCUACACUAUGGAUACGUUUGGUCGCCGCAAUUUGCUACUUGUCACGUUCCCGAACAUGGCAUGGUGUCUUCUGGCGGCCGGACUCUGCUUCCUCAUGCCGGAGAGCUCGGGGGCACGAAUUCCCUUGAUUGCCUUUUUCAUCUAUCUCUUCACUGCAUUCUACGGCCCGGGAAUUGGACCGCUGCCUUCCAUCUAUUUCUCUGAAGCCUUCCCCCUGUCUCACCGAGAACUUGGCGCCGGUUUCACUAUUUGCGUCAACAAUGCUGUCGGCAGCGCCCUCGGCCUCACAUUCCCAUCGCUCCUUGCCAAUCUGGGUGCGACUGGUGCCUUUGGCCUCUACGCUGGCCUGAACAUGUUGGCCUUUUUCGUCAUCUUCUUCAUUAUCCCCGAGACCAUGAAACGCACACUCGAAGAGCUCGACUACAUCUUUGGCGUACCUACGAGGCGGCACAUUUCUUACCAGGUGGGCACUUGGCUGCCGUGGUUCAUUAAGCGAUACGUUUUCUUCCAGCACGGCGCCAAGCUGGAGCCGCUGUACAAGCUCGACGGCUCGGGCGCGCAGUAG